Molecule: messenger RNA, 756 nt
Organism: Spirodela intermedia
Lineage: Eukaryota; Viridiplantae; Streptophyta; Magnoliopsida; Alismatales; Araceae
Source: the annotation of a GenBank genome assembly
AUGGCGGAACGCAGGGCUCUCAGUGCGCUGUACUGGGAGCUUGAAGAAGAGAGGAACGCCUCCGCCAUAGCCGCGAACCAGACCAUGGCCAUGAUUACCAGGCUACAAGAGGAGAAGGCCGCCGUGCAGAUGGAAGCACUACAGUACCAGAGAAUGAUGGAGGAGCAAUCCGAGUUCGACCAGGAGGCCCUGCAGAUGCUCAACGAGAUCCUGAUCAAGAGAGAGAAGGAGAAGCGAGAGCUGGAGAAGGAGUUGGACCUGCUCCGGAAGAAGGUUGCCCUCUGCGAGUCGAAGGAGAGGAGACGGUUGAAGAGGGCAGAGGUCAACGCCAAGCGCAAGGCAUCUUCUUCCUCCUCCAGCACUGAAGACUGUGACGACCGCUCUGUCGAUAAUGGCGGAACUGUGACGGCCUCUCUGGCCUCUGCUGGUGAAUCACCGGCCGAUCUCGAGGAAGAAAGGCUCGCCAUCAUCGACCAACUCAAGCCUUUGGCAGAGAAUAGCAGCGAGAAUGAAGAAGGAGACGAGGGCGAGUUCUGCUCCUCCCGCAUUAGUGGAUCCCUAGAAGGCUAUGAAGGCUGCCCAAGAACAAUGUUGGGUUGGCGAGCGAAGUCCCUCCUCCCACUUUUUGAAGCCGCUGCCAUGGAAAGUGGAGCGAACUUCUCUCAGGGCUCGGACUUAAAGCCAGGCCAUGAGCAGACGAAGCACGCCAUCCUCGAGAAUGCGCAGGCCCGGGAGCUGGACGCUGGGUUCCUGUAG